Beauveria bassiana ARSEF 2860 is the source of this 879-nucleotide messenger RNA. RefSeq names its product 2-nitropropane dioxygenase. Bases 1 to 879 code for a protein of 292 amino acids. The transcript has 2 exons. Lineage: Eukaryota; Fungi; Ascomycota; Sordariomycetes; Hypocreales; Cordycipitaceae. The record is from RefSeq and is a predicted model, not a curated record. Gene Ontology annotation, molecular function: nitronate monooxygenase activity.
AUGCUGGAACAGCAACAAAUUCAAGACCGGCUGGUUACACCGAUGAUGCUGGGACCCAUCACCACACCACUCACCACCGUCUUGAACUGCCAGCACCCAAUCAUGCUCGCCGGAAUGGCGCAAGUCUCUGGGGGACGCCUUGCAGCGGCCGUCGCCAACGCGGGCGGAUUCAGCGUCGUGGGAGGCUACGAGUGCACGCCGGAGCAGCUCCGCCUCGCCAUUCAAGACAUGAAGCAGCGGUUCACACGGCCCGACCUGCCCUUUGGCGUCGCCGUCGCGAUACCCAAAUGCGGCGCCGGCGCGCGCAAGACCAACAAGGACGCCACCCGCGGCCGGCUCGACGAGCUGAUUGACAUAACCGUCCGCAGCGGCGCCCGACUCUUUGUGAGCACCGCCGGCGUGCCGCCCGCGUACGUUGUCGACCGCCUGCACGAGGCGGGGGUGCUCGUCAUGAACCUGGUCGGGCAUCCCAAGCACGCCGUCAAGGCGCUCGACGCCGGCGUCGACUUGGUGUGCGCGCAGGGCAAAGAGGGCCGCGGGCACACGGGCAACAUCCCGACGUCGGUGCUGGUGCCGGCCGUCCGCACGCUGGUGCUCACGGGCCGGCCGCUGCGCAUGCGGCCCAACGGAUACAUCAACGACUGGCACAGUCGCCGCGCCGACGAGAUACAGCGGCUCUGCAGCGAGGGCGUCGUGCCCAUGGACCGCGACCGGCAGGCGGGCAGGCCGGUGGAGAUUCCCGUCCUCAUGGGCGAGGUUGCAGGCCUGAUUACGGAUAUCCUGCCGGCGCGCCAGAUUGUGGAGGACAUGGUCAGGGAGGCGACGGAGAUGCUCAAUCUCGGCUGCGUGUAUCUUGGACAACGCAGCAGCAAGCUUUAG